GCAGGUCAUUCAAUAGCGCGACCUGAUCAGAGUCUAAAACUGAGAGAUACAGGCUGGAUUUUGCAUACUCACAAUCCUUCCUACACUGUUGUUACAUUCUGGAUCUUCUUGUCCUUUUGACUCUGACACUUGCAAUCGCAACAACUCACAUCCGGAUCGCACCUUUCCUGUCUGUGAAUCCACCAUGGCACCUUCCGUCCGAGGAACAAGCAGUCGAGUCAGUAAACGGCAGACUGAAGUGCAGAAUUACGCAAAAGUCUCAAAGUCUGCCAAAUCUCGAGCCCAGCUCAAGACGGCGGUGAAAGAGUUGGAGCUGGUCGAAGCUACCAAGAAGAAAGAGACCCCCAGAAGCUCAUCCAAGCGGAAACGCAGCGAUGUUCAUGAUGACAGCGAGACCGAGCCUGAGAGUCCUCGUGUCACGGCUAUUGGAUUGAAGAAGGCGAAAGUUCAGUUGGCAACACCACCCGAGUCCGAACGCGAGGAGGAAGACCCGAUAGAUAUCGAUCAGUCCAUCGACUUCCGGCAACUGUCCCUCGGCAGCAAGACCGCUCGCAGAAAUUCAGUCAGCGACCUCCCGGAAACCCUUCGAGAUUUGGUCUCCCUACACAGCUCUUUUCUGAGGGCCUUUUCUCUUCAACUCGUGCACAAUGGCAAUUCCUCGACUGCAGAAUUGAACAGCUUGAUGAGCUCUGUAACAAGAUUAUGGAAGAAGCACACGGUCACCAAGGAGGACAUUCAGCGCAUGCUUGCGAUAUAUGAACUUGGCUCGCCCAGCGAUCAUGCCCUUGGUCAAUCCUUGAAACACAAGGCCAGCCCAUUCAAAAUGAACCUAGCUGGAGGCAAUGCUCUGCGGUACAGUGUUGAGUAUGUCGCUCCGAAAGCCUACGACGAAAAGAAAUUUCAAAAGCAAUACGAGGUCGAGGUGGAAGCCGUUUUCAUCUCGCAGCGGAAGAACCCACUAAGCUGGCUGCACAAUGAUAUACGAUUGUUCCCUCGACUGGAAAUCUCGAUUGGCCAACAAACACAAGCUCGUAAAUACAAAGCUUCAGCAGCACGAGCAGAGAUCCUAGGGCUAUCGUCGCAGGCUCAGAGCCGACCUGCGUCGCAAUUCCCUGCCAACGCAGAUCAAGCCAACAAGGCUGCUGAUGUCCAUACACCGCAGGUGGUGAAGGACCGGACUUUGUCCCUCUUGGAUCGGGUCAGAGCGAAGGGACUUGCCGCAUCCACAGCGCCGGAUUCUUUCACAGUACUUCGCCGUCGUGCGAUCGGCCGCAUCAGCGAGGUGGUGGAGAUUCUGCGGAUGAAGCAACAACGGAAGCUGGGUUCCAGCUUCCAUUCUUCCAUUCAUUCCAGCCCGAGCAAAGUCCGUGGUAGGGUGUCUUUCAGCCUCAAUCAAUUGGUCAAUGAGAUCAAAGGGAGCUUGCCUGUGCCCAUGGGCGAUACUGAGAUCAGAAAAUGUUUUGAGAUUCUUGCCAAUGAUGUCCCGGGAAUGUGGUUGUCAAUCCAUACAGUCGGGAUCUUACAAAGUGUUGUUCUGAAUGGACAGGGUUUGAGUGGCAUGGAGGUCAAGAAGAUCCUUGAUGAAGAUGAGAAGAACAAGAACUGAUGAGAGUGGUCGCUUGAGCGUGGUUGACAGUGUUGUAACAAGACCUGGCCGGUCACUUGUUCGAGGCAGACAAUGAUGAUUGAAUGUCAAAUCAAUAAAUGAGUCCCUGUAGUGGUCCUCUCUCCACCUAAUAAAACAUGGGUAUCUACUGCGUGGUGUCUGCUAGGAAAUCACACUCCUCGUAAAGAGUCCCUCCCGAACCAGGUUGGCUUGUCCCUCCACUUCGGCGUCUUCCUCAUUACACUACCUUUGCAUCUCCACUGCAAGCCGCCUUAAUGAUUUGGUCUAGUAGGUGGUCGUAGUCGCGAUAGCGGCCGGCCUCUCGUACUUAGUGAUCACCCACCAGGCAUCUGCGAACGAGGUCAACCAUUCAGUCUUGAUCUCGAGCUGCGGUUUUGAAAUCGCAGUCCGGGGAUUGACUUACGGAUGCAUCCUGGCAGCCAGCCCAGAAUUGUGA
This is a messenger RNA of Exophiala viscosa, 2063 nucleotides long. RefSeq lists its product as uncharacterized. Bases 185 to 1606 code for a protein of 473 amino acids. The record is from RefSeq and is a predicted model, not a curated record. Lineage: Eukaryota; Fungi; Ascomycota; Eurotiomycetes; Chaetothyriales; Herpotrichiellaceae. The transcript has 2 exons.